AGAGAGAGAUUGAGAGAGAGAGAGAGAGAGAUGGUCUCCAGGGAGCAGAAGAAAGCUGCUCUGCAUGAGAAGCUGCAGCUCCUUCGUUCUGUUACUAAAUCCCAUGCACUUAGCAAAACUUCUAUUAUAGUAGAUGCUUCAAAAUAUAUUCAAGAGUUGAAGGAAAAGGUUGGUGCAUGUUCCCGGGACGUUGCAGAAGAUAAACCCUUGCCCAGGGUUACAGUUGAAACCAUAGAAAAAGGUUUCCUUAUCAAUGUAUUCUUAGAGAAGAGCUCCCCGGGCUUGUUGGUCUCUAUUCUGGAGGCAUUUGAGGAGCUGGGUCUUGAUGUGCUGGAUGCUGAUGUUUCUUGCGCUGAUACAUUUCGCCUAGAAGCAGUUGGAGGAGAACAGCAAGCUGAGAGCAUGGAUGCUCAGGUGGUGAGGCAAGCAGUGCUGCAAGCCAUCAAGAAAUGCACAGAAAGUUAAGAGCAGCAAUGACGAUAGGAGACUUCUGGCCUUUUGUCUUAAGCGCAAGCUUGCUUUUGGUUUGGAGUCUCUUCUUUUAGUUGUGUGUUUGAAAAAUAUAUUUAAUGAUGUUAGGCUCUUCUCUCUUUGGUCAAGUAGGUAUCAAGAACAUGGAUAAUGUUAAAUUACAUAAAAUAAAUCUUAAAAGUUGAAUAACUUUGUGCUUGUAAUCCUUGGUUUGACCUGAGUAUUAUGGAUGCAUGGAAAGUGAAUUAAUGCUCUUGGUCAGUUGAGAUA
Elaeis guineensis (African oil palm) is the source of this 741-nucleotide messenger RNA. RefSeq names its product transcription factor bHLH61. Gene Ontology annotation, biological process: regulation of DNA-templated transcription. The record is from RefSeq and is a predicted model, not a curated record. NCBI's taxonomy places the organism in Eukaryota, Viridiplantae, Streptophyta, Magnoliopsida, Arecales, Arecaceae. Gene Ontology annotation, cellular component: nucleus. Gene Ontology annotation, molecular function: DNA-binding transcription factor activity; sequence-specific DNA binding.